CCACGAGAAUCGAGGUUCUUCCUCUCCAGACGCUCAGCCCUGCCUUCGCCGCUUGCUUCAUCGUCGCCAACGACGUACGCCGGAUUCGCGUCGUCGCCGUCGAGGUGUUUAACCGUCGUUAAUUUGGACGAUCUGCUAUUGGAGGAGGCAGACAUUUUCUUGGGUGAUCCGUCAAAGAGAUUGAUCGGGGAUUGGAUUUAACGGCGAGGGGACGGUGGAGGAGGAAGGCGAAGCGAUGUGCAGGAUUGCAGUGGAUGGAUGAUAGACUGGCAAUGCGUGACCUUGCUUGCGUUCGGUAGUCAUGACGAUCAACGUUGCCCGAGAGGGUUCCAAGCUAUGGAGGAGGGUGUCAAUGGAGACGUCAAUGGAGCUUCAGCUUCUUGCGGAAAAGUGGAGGCUUCUGCUCGCUGGGAUCGUGUUUCAGUAUUUGCAUGGUUUGGCUGCUCGAGGAGUUCACUAUCUACAUCGACCUGGGCCAAUCUUACAGGAUUUUGGGUAUAUGAUACUUCCGGAGCUUGGGAAGGAAAGAGGUUAUGUGAGUGAGAGCCUGUUCACCUUCAUCUUUCUGUCUUUCUUUCUGUGGACAUUUCAUCCCUUUGUCUAUCACAGCAAACGCUUCUACACUGUCUUGCUCUGGCGUAGAGUUUUGGCAUUUUUAGUUGGAUCACAAGUACUCAGGAUCCUUACUUUCUAUUCUACACAGCUUCCCGGACCUAAUUAUCACUGUCGUGAGGGAUCAGAGCUUGCUAGACUACCACCACCGCAAAGUAUUUCUGAAGUGCUCCUGUUAAACUUUCCACAAGGGAUGAUAUACGGGUGUGGCGAUCUUAUAUUCUCGUCCCAUAUGAUAUUUACAUUGGUCUUUGUACUCACGUACCAGAAGUAUGGUUCUAAAAGGCUCAUGAAAAUCUUAGCAUGGACCCUUGCUGUGGUUCAAAGUCUACUCAUUGUAGCUUCGCGCAAACAUUACACAGUUGAUGUUGUUGUUGCGUGGUAUUCUGUGAAUUUGGUAGUAUUUUUUGUCAACAAAAAGCUACCAGAAAUGCCAGAUCGUUCUAGUUUGUCUCUGCCGCUGAUUCAAUCGAGCACAAAGGAAAAGGAUGGUCGAUCUAAAGAAGAGCUUCUCAAAUUAUUGAAUGGCAAUUCUGCAGAUACUGCUGACAGGAGGCAAAGAAGUCAAUCAAAUGGGAAGCAUUUGGAAAAUGGGAAUCAUAUCCUUUCUGAGGCAAUGAUGAAUGGUGCCAAGGUAUGAUGAGUCAACGCCAUUGGUUUAGGGAGCAAUUGCUAUUUAAUCGUUGCUUUAACCCAUAGAUCGCUCGUAAUUUUAUUGACUCGAGUCUGAAAUUUGCAACUAACAAUUUGCUACUCGUUUUUUUAUUGUCUUGAGCAUUAUUUGUUCAUUUUUCUUCCAA
Zingiber officinale is the source of this 1412-nucleotide messenger RNA. RefSeq names its product phosphatidylinositol:ceramide inositolphosphotransferase-like. The record is from RefSeq and is a predicted model, not a curated record. Gene Ontology annotation, biological process: ceramide biosynthetic process. The coding region runs from base 302 to 1252 and encodes 316 amino acids. The transcript has 12 exons. Gene Ontology annotation, cellular component: trans-Golgi network; Golgi membrane; endoplasmic reticulum membrane. Lineage: Eukaryota; Viridiplantae; Streptophyta; Magnoliopsida; Zingiberales; Zingiberaceae. Gene Ontology annotation, molecular function: ceramide cholinephosphotransferase activity; sphingomyelin synthase activity; inositol phosphoceramide synthase activity.